Messenger RNA from Mercenaria mercenaria, 2825 nucleotides. Its product is annotated as multiple epidermal growth factor-like domains protein 10. The coding region runs from base 134 to 2797 and encodes 887 amino acids. Gene Ontology annotation, molecular function: scavenger receptor activity. The record is from RefSeq and is a predicted model, not a curated record. The transcript is spliced from 18 exons. NCBI's taxonomy places the organism in Eukaryota, Metazoa, Mollusca, Bivalvia, Venerida, Veneridae.
AGCUUCAUCUUGAUGAGUUAUAGUUCAUUUGAAAACGGAUCUUAUCUGAAGCGUGGCCCUUGACUUCCGGAAACACUUUUAGAACAAACAAUUAAGUUUUCAUUUUCAUUGUCAAUUUUAUGAGCACAGCAUUAUGGAAAAUAUUCAAUUUGUUAGAUUUUUAACUUUCAUAUAUUGGAUACAAAGAAUCAUUUGCCAAUGUCCAAAUACAGUGCAUCCUGGAAUCAAGGGUUUCGGACCAAACUGUAAAUAUAGAUGUAACUGUAAAGACAAUGUACAGUGUAACGUUGUAACGGGCGAGUGUCCUGAUGGUUGUUUGUUCGGAUGGAUGGGACCAGGAUGCCAAUACCGGAAUCUUGUAACUACAUCCAAUGGUACUAAACAGAACUAUAGAGAGCAAGACAAAGCCCGAUGGGCAAAAAAAGCAAUAGAUGGAGAUGUGAACACAUGCAGCAGUACAGGCUAUAAUAAAGAACCAGGAAACCCAACACAACAAUUUUGGCGUCUUAAAUUAUCGACUAAGUUUUAUAUAGUUGGAUUAGUCAUCAAGAUUCGGGACUCAGAUAAAGCAAAUUUUCAAGGAUUUUCUGUAGAAAUAAAAAACACUACCAAUAACUAUGAGGUCUGCUAUCAACACGGAGCCGGUACAGAAGGAGAAAGUGUUAUGAAUGUGAAUUGUGUGAAACCAAUUAUUGGCAAGAUAGUGAAAAUCAAACUUAAAGAAAAUAUGCCAUCGCCUUUAGUUCUGUGUGAAGUGGAGCUAUUUGGAGGUCGCCUGGUUUCGUUCAAUAGGCUUACUUCAAUAGAAACCGUCCUAACAUAUAAUGGAAUAUGGAAAGCUUCGUAUGCCGUAGACGGAAGGCCAAUGCUGUCUCCCAGUGAAUCUCAGAAUAGUGAGCCGAAGAGAACUUGCAGUGCAACAAUGGAUUAUACUUCUGAACCAGCAAAGUGGUGGAAUGUACAUUUAGAUACUUUUUAUGACAUCCAAGGAAUCAGAUUCUUUGGUCGAUUAGAUCAUGGAACAAGUCAGUAUAAUUCGUACAAAGUACUGGUCGGAAAUAAUAGCUCUCAAACAAAACUUAUAUUCACUGACAAUGGGUCUGAAGACAAAAAACAAGGUUAUAACCCUAAAUCAAGAAACUUUACGGGACCGUUCCUUGGUAGCACUGUACGGGUUGAAAGAUCUGCCAAGAUUCUGGUUAUUUGUGAAUUUGAAGUAUUUGCAGAAUGCCCUCUUGGAAGAUGUGGUUGGGAGUGUAACGAAACCUGUCAGUGCAGAAGUCAGACAACUGGACAACACAAGAUUGAGGGCAUGUGUCCGUAUGGAUGUAGCGGAAGAUGGAGUGGACAAAACGGAAAGUGUAAUAUUGAAUGUUCCGAUAAGACAUGGGGACCAUAUUGUAAUCAAACAUGCGGUCACUGCAAGAACAACCAUCUAUGCAGUGUAUCUAAUGGCAAUUGUCCAGAUUCUUGUAAACCUGGAUUUAUUCCUCCUUUAUGUCUGUAUGAAUGUAAUGAUGGGAAUUUUGGACAAGACUGCAAUUUUAAAUGUGGACAAUGUCAGCAUGAUGCUGCGUGUAACAAAGAAAACGGCAGAUGUGUUUCUGGAUGCAAGCCUGGAUACAAAUUGCCAUUUUGUAUUCAAACAUGUGAUCCAGGAUGGUACGGCGCUAAAUGUUCUACACAAUGUGGAAGCUGUAAACAUGGUGAAACUUGUAACAAUACGAAUGGUGAAUGUACUAGUGGAUGUAGUCCAGGAUGGUUAACUUCAAUGUGCAAUAAAUUAUGUGAACACGGAUGGUAUGGCAUGGACUGUUCUAAACCAUGUGGAAGCUGUAAAGAUGGUGACACCUGUAACAACACGAAUGGUGAAUGUACUAGAGGAUGUAAUCCAGGAUGGCUAACCUCAAUGUGCAAUAUACCAUGUGCUAGUGGGUUUUAUGGUGACGGAUGUAAUGAAACUUGUGGACAUUGCUUAAAUGAUGAGAUUUGCAGUCACGAGAACGGAUUGUGUUUACAUGGCUGUGCCUCUGGUUACCACGGAACGGUGUGCAAAACAGAAUGCAAUGAUGGGAACUUUGGAGAAGACUGCAACUCUGCUUGUGGACAAUGCAAGAAUGAUUCUGUGUGUAACAAAGAAACCGGCAGAUGUGUUUUUGGAUGCAAGCCUGGAUACAAAUUGCCAUUAUGUAUUCAAAAAUGCAAUGAUGGGAAUUUUGGAGAAGACUGCAACUCUACAUGUGGACAAUGCAAGAAUGAUUCUGUGUGUAACAAGGAAACCGGCAAAUGUGUUUUUGGAUGCAAGCCUGGAUACAAAUUGCCAUUAUGUAUUCAAAAAUGUGAAGAAGGGAUGUACGGUGAAAAUUGUGUAACAAAAUGUGGCAGCUGUGCUGGAAAUGAACAUUGUAACAGAACGACUGGAACUUGUCCCCAUGGAUGCAUACCUGAUUACAAAGGCAUUCUUUGUAAUGUCAGAGCAACAGAAGGAGGAUCUGAGAACGGAUCUUCUACAGGACUUGAUGCGAUUAUAGUAGUGUUAGUGUUGGUGAUUGUUGGAGUGGUCAUAGGAAUCAUUGUCAGGAGAAAAUUGAAAAGGGAUACAAGAAAUUCAGCUGCAAAUGGGUCUCCAAAGACCUCAGAUCAAAAUAUUACAGUCAUAAAUGGGCCUGCACAAAAGGCAGAUGUCGUUCCAAAACCAAAUCAAGACCCACUUUAUCGUAACACUGUCGAAAAAGAACCCAUUGACGAGAAUUCUAUCAAGAUAUCUCAUCUUAGAACCCUCCGUAGCAGCGCUUAAAGAGAUCCGACAUUUCUGUAUUCUGAAU